GUAAUCGAAGUGCCCUACACGAACAACACGCCCGAGCCGGCCGUCUCGACGCGAAUGCUGAGCGCUGCCAGUUUGGACAGCGGCGCCGGAUCGUUUGGAGCUAGCACCUCCAAUCAACCGACGCUGCCCGUCAAUUGGCGCAAGGGGAGAUCGCUGGGUCGUGGAGCUUACGGCGAGGUAUUUGUCGCCUACGACAUGGACACGUCGCGUGAAAUCUGCCUGAAGCACAUCCUCAUCUCCUCCGAUGAGACGUCGCGGCGGGACCUCAGCUCGUUCGAGACGGACGUCAUUCGAUUGGCGCAGAUACAACAUCCUCGCCUGGUCCGCUACCUCGGUGUCUCCACGAUGCCCACCGACGUGCUGAUUUUUAUGGAAUUCAUGACCGGCGGUUCCGUCAAGGACCUGAUCAACCAGUUCGGGAAUCUCAGCGAGAAGGUGGCCGAGAAGUACGCGCGUCAAGUGCUCGAAGGGCUCAUCUUUUUGCACGAGGAAAUGAUUGCGCAUCGCGACAUUAAGAGCGCUAACCUGAUGCGCGACAUCAACGGCAGCGUGAAGAUUGGGGAUUUCGGCUCGGCCAAGCAGCUACAGGCUCUAGCCACUCAACGCGGCUCCUGCGGCGGCACCCCGCACUAUUUGGCCCCGGAAGUGGUCCUCGGCGAGAAAGAUGCUGGCCGUCGCGCGGAUAUCUGGAGCCUCGGAGUGACGCUCGUCGAGAUGGUGACCGGAAGUGUGCCGUAUCGGAAGCUCCCCGACAUGGAAGCCACGCUAAAAAUUGCCUUCGAAGAGCCACAGUCGGAAUUGCCGGAAAAGAUUAAUUCCACGCUGCGGACGCUGGCGAGACUGUUGAUGACGAAAAACUACGACGACCGGCCGACGGCUCGCCAAAUCUGGGAAUCGACCGUCUGGACGGUGCCGGAU
Molecule: messenger RNA, 918 nt
Organism: Mesorhabditis spiculigera
Lineage: Eukaryota; Metazoa; Nematoda; Chromadorea; Rhabditida; Rhabditidae
Source: the annotation of a GenBank genome assembly